This is a messenger RNA of Coccidioides immitis RS, 1994 nucleotides long. Its product is annotated as D-isomer specific 2-hydroxyacid dehydrogenase. The transcript has a single exon. Gene Ontology annotation, molecular function: NAD binding; oxidoreductase activity, acting on the CH-OH group of donors, NAD or NADP as acceptor. The record is from RefSeq and is a predicted model, not a curated record. NCBI's taxonomy places the organism in Eukaryota, Fungi, Ascomycota, Eurotiomycetes, Onygenales, Onygenaceae. The coding region runs from base 859 to 1923 and encodes 354 amino acids.
UCCGCGACGGAAGAUAGAUGCCAUUGUUUCAGAAUAGUGCUUUAACUAUUGGGGAUUGACCAAUUGCUGCCUUAUUUUUUAAUCUAUUUUCGAUCCAUAUAUUCUCAGAAAAGGUUCCAAUUCCUUUAAAUUUUUGUUCGGUUCGCAAGAAAGAAUCCGAGGAAGAAAGGCUGAAGCGCGAUAACGAAACCUUAUCAGAUCGGUUGACGAGGAAAAGAAGUCCGGCAAAGCUUUUAAAGUUAUCUUAUCUGAUGGCGGGUAAUUGAGUGAGUGAGUUGCCCAACCUUGCCUGGCGGCUUAGUCAGAAACGCGGAAUUCAAGCAAGCGCUGAUUGAUUAUCUGAUCCGCCCAUAAUCGGGCUUUCGGCAUCGGAACCCUGCCGGAAUCCAAUUCUAAUUCAGGCUUGAGUUGGAAAAUGGUAGCAACUCCGUUCACUCCGGGAUUUCAUAAUAGGUACGGAGUAUGGGAUACAUGUUUCGUACUUUAGCAGGACAUAAAACAGGUAAGACCUGGAUACUUAGUCAUAGGCUUAUAGGCCUACCUAGGCCAAAGGAAUCCAAACAAACAGGAUGCACCAAAAAUCUAAAGAAGAUCCAUCCGAGCCCUCAUGAUGUCACUUAUUCCCAGCUUGUACUCACGCAUACUGGUACAUUGGCACGACUCGUAUCUCCAACUCCUGCAAAAAAGCAUACGCACUCGGGAUAUACAGCGGCGUGCCCAGUUCCCUGUUUGAUGCAUUUUGAUGGUAUUGAUGUGCUACUGCCGUAGUAGCCAUUUUCUCGAUAGAGAGCGCAAUAUUGGGAUCAAACAAGCCACCCUUGGGCGAAUCCUGGCGUGUUGACCGGUGACAAAGGCACAAUGGCAGCAUCCUCUCCUGAAAUCCGCCUCGCUAUUCUCGAUGACUACCAAGGCAUUGCACCGCCGCAUUUCCUACAACUGACUUCUCGAAUCCAAAUAACCAGCUAUGACAACACCCUUAGUCCCUUUGACCCGUCUCAGAAGGCCGCUCUCAUCGAACGACUCCACCCAUAUCACAUAAUCAGCACUAUGCGCGAGCGCACCCCGUUUCCACGGGAGCUCAUCACCGAGCUGCCAAAUCUGCGAUUUCUCUUGACCACAGGCACUCGAAAUCGUUCGAUCGAUCUUGCCGCGUGCGCUGAGAAUGGGAUUAUGGUGGCUGGGACCACUGGAGGAGGCAAACACCAGGAUAUGAGCGCAUUAGUUCCCCCCAGUUCUACGGUACAGCAUGCUUGGGCGUUGAUACUGGGGAUAACCCGAAAUAUCGCAAGCGGUGACGCACUUUUAAAAGCUAGUGGCUGGCAGGAAUCGGUUGCGACUGGCCUUUCAGGCAAAACUUUGGGAUUGCUAGGCUUGGGCAACCUGGGUGCCGAGGCGGGAAAGGUUGGCGUCUUAGGAUUCAAUAUGAAGGUGAUUGCUUGGUCAGAGAAUCUGACUCAGGACAUCGCUGAUGCUCAAGCGCUUAAAUUGGGCCUUCCCGUGGGGACGUUCCGAGUUGCAUGGACUAAAGAAGAGCUGUUCCAGGCGGCUGAUGUGUUAAGCGUGCACUAUGUGUUGUCAUCACGGAGCCAAGGGAUCGUAGGUCGCAAAGAACUGGAGAUGAUGAAACCAACUGCCUUCUUUGUGAAUACAUCUCGUGGGCCGCUGGUUGAUGAAGAUGCAUUGUUGGAUGUUUUGAAUGAAGGAAAGAUAAGAGGGGCAGCUUUAGAUGUGUUCAACAUCGAGCCUUUGCCUCUGGAUAGCGAAUGGAGAACCACCCCGUGGGGUCAAGAUGGGAGAAGCGAUGUUUUGCUAUCGCCACACAUGGGCUAUGUGGAAGAAGGCAUUAUGAAUCGUUGGUAUGAAGAACAGGCAGAUAAUGUUGAGCGAUGGUUGGACGGUAAUGAAGUGCUGACGAAGCUCUAAAACCCAAGUAUGUAAUUAGAUCAUUUAAUGUCACAAUAAGUCGAAUUUAGAGAUUGGGUUUUACCUGUCAA